This is a messenger RNA of Scaptodrosophila lebanonensis, 3582 nucleotides long. RefSeq names its product biotin--protein ligase (gene Hcs). Bases 324 to 3506 code for a protein of 1060 amino acids. Gene Ontology annotation, cellular component: cytoplasm. Gene Ontology annotation, molecular function: biotin--[biotin carboxyl-carrier protein] ligase activity. Gene Ontology annotation, biological process: protein modification process. The transcript is spliced from 12 exons. Lineage: Eukaryota; Metazoa; Arthropoda; Insecta; Diptera; Drosophilidae. The record is from RefSeq and is a predicted model, not a curated record.
AGUGCCAUAGCGAAAUACAGGAACUGUGUCAAAUAUGUGUGGUCUUCAGUUAGAGAGGAAGAACCAACGGGUGCGAUACUAGUGAGUGGAGGUGCUUGAAAUCUAAGCGCCCAAACGCAUUUGGUAGAACAUGAAAUUCGCAAAAACUUACGAAACCGCGAAUUGAUUUUAUUUAUCGCACCUAAUAUUUUUGUUUUUAUAUACACAUGCGGGUAAAUGUGUACAAUUGGCAUGGCAUAAUUAGUCGGACACGUUAAAGCUCAUUAAACAACAAAAACAUACUCCAAGCGCCACAUCUCACCUAUCCACUUUGAACAGCAACAAUGUUGACACUCUAUUACGUGAGCGCAACAUUCCUGCAAUCCUGGCGUAUUCAGAAAGUUUGCAAUAAAAUUGCCGAGCAAUUGGCCCAGCAAACGACUAUUGCUUUCUAUACGCUCCAAGCGGGUAGUGACGACGGCUUUGAUCCUACAUUUGCCAGUUCAGAGCUGUGCGGCAAUCGCAAUGCAGCCAAGGUCACUGAUAUAUUGUGGUUGCAUGGCAACCAGCGUGGUUGUUGUUUGCGUCCCCUGCAAACAUUGCAUAUCACGCCAUGGAUAAGCUUUCCCGCUGCCCCAAGUUGGCUCCCAUUUGCUUAUGCCGCUGCCACGCCUCCAGUCACGCCAACGGGAAGCGAAGCACCAGCUCCUGGGUUUGUGGGGCAUCGUCAGUCCAAGGUAUCAUUGUCGGUCGAUGAGUCCCAACACUUAAAUUUGUUAUUGGAGGCGGAAGUGGAACCGCAACGCGGUGUCGAUUUGCCGGAAACGGCACUAGUACGGCUUGAAGAAUACGGUAAGCUUAUUGCAUGGAAAAUAGACUCCCACCUGGCGGUGCUCAUCGAGAGCGACGUUAAACAUUUCACCAAAUUGCUAAUAUCGACGUUCUUACGAAACAAUUUAUACAUAAAUGAUCAGCUGCCCUUAUUGAGGAUUGAGUCCGUGCAGCUAGAGGGCAAGCCACAGCCUUUUGAACUUUUGGCGAAUCAUCUGAAGCGCAGCACUCGCAAUGCAGCAAACAUAAGUGUGGAGGCUUGGCAGAAACAUUUGGAGGAUUUGAGAGCUCUCAGCGUUCUCGCACAUCAGGCAAGAGAGUUUGAAUCUCAAAAGAAUCGCACGGAGGGUAAAACAGGCAUCAUAAAGCCCGAUUUAAUUGCCCAUGAGCCACGACAAACGCAGCCACAGGUAUCCAGCAAAGCCGUGGCAGUUGUAGAACCUACUGCGAAGGUUAUUUCAACACCAAUGGUUACGAAGACGCCCCCGAAAAAACAAGCGAAUCCGACGGAAAUAAAGAAACCAUUGGCUGCAGAGGCCAGAACCAGCAAAUUAUCGGAGUCUGCUACUUCAUCUACGAAGGCUACAACCUCCUCGUCUCCAACCAAACCUAGUGAGCUGGAAAAAAUCGCAGCGGGCAAGGCAGUACAUAACAAACAAACUCCAGUGCAUGUGACUGUAACGGCACCGCCCAUAUCGAGCAGCAGCAGCCAAGUUGCUACAGCAACCGAGAGUACGCCUUCGAAGCCUUCAGUGACGUCCUCGGGCACACCAACACCCACAUCGUCUAAAAUAGGAACAACAACACCCAGCAAAACUUUCGUGGCCGUCAAGCCGAGUUCGCCACCACCGCCGGCCCCCGCACGCCCCAUUCUACGCCGCAAUAAGGAUAGUCUCCGUGAUAGUAAACCCCUUAACGUUUUAGUCUAUUCCGAUAGUGCCAGUGCACGUGAGUCGACGGUUGCCACACUUCGGGAGUUAUUGGAAAGCGAUGUAUAUACCAUAUACCCACUGACAACGCAACAGGUGGCACAAAAAUAUUGGCUGGAGCAGACUGCGCUGCUGGUGGUCUGUGGCGCUGUAGUACCGUCAAUUGGUGAGAUACUUGUGGACUACUUCUUACACGGUGGAAAAUUGUUGUCACUGUGCUCCGAUAUAUUGCACUUCAUUCUGCCCAAUUAUCGUACCGCUGAGGUGCGUGAACAUGAACUCGUACAGUUCUCCUAUGACAAGUGGCAAAAGGUAAAGAUGAUGCAUCAUAUCUUUUGCUAUCAGCCAUCGCCGGUCAAAAAACAUUUCUCCACGGAUAGUGAGGAGUCUACACAUGGCCAUUCCCGUAAACCAGCUCUAGUAUGUCCAAGGUCCAUGGAACUGAAAGAUCUGACUGGCCAACCUUAUAAAUUGGACGUUCAGGUGCUAGGCACUGAGGAAACUUGGAAUACGCCAAGUCUAUUGCUGGCCAAUAGUUUGCAAAGUGGCGGCAAGGCGGUUUUCUCGCAGGUGCAUUUGGAAACAAAUCCCAGCGAAUUUGAAACCGAUGAAAUUAAAUUUUCUAUAUUAAAACAAAACGAACGCACACGACUUGAAAUCUUUGCGGAUCUCUUGCGAAAAUAUCUCGAUGUGCAGGUGCGUGCCAAUGAGGGACAGGCCCCAUCAACAUCAUCCGGUGUGGUCUAUAAGCAUGCCUACUUUUUGGGACGCCAUGAGUCUAAGUUUGAGCUUCUGGAAAAAUUGCGUCCCCGCUGCAGCGGUAACGAUAAUAUAAUAGCCACACCGAAACUAACGAUGAAAUUCUGCGGUAAAGAUGAUGCCGCGCCUAUUGCCAAUAAUAAUGUGCUACCCAUACUCAUACAUUCCUGUCCAGACGAUUUCUCCACGGUGGAAUAUUUUGAUCAUCUGAAAACGGAGCAAAUUGGUCGUUUGGUUAUCUAUGCACCGAUUAUUAGCAGCUCCAUGCAUGUCAUUAGCGAUUUGGAGUUAAUGCACGGCAUUGCAGUCCUGCCAAUGCAACAGACCGCUGGGAUGGGCCGUAGCAAUAAUCAGUGGCUUAGUCCUUUGGGUUGUGCAAUGUUUUCCAUACAGUUACACAUCUCGAUGGAUUCGCCAUUGGGCUCGCGCUUGCCCUUAAUCCAGCAUAUUGUGGGAGUUGCGAUUGUGAACACACUACGUAGCCAUCAACUAUAUAAGGUACUCGAUAUAGCUUUGAAAUGGCCAAAUGAUGUGUAUGCGCAUGGAAGUAACAAAAUUGGUGGACUUGUGGUCAAUACGAAGAUAUUGGGGUCGGAGGCAAUUGUAAAUAUUGGCAGCGGCAUAAACCUAAAUAACUCCAAGCCCACAGUUUGCAUCAAUGAUAUGAUAACUGAACACAAUUCUCGUACGUCAGGAGGAAAGUUGCCACUACUGAAGCAUGAACAGUUUAUUGCCUUGAUUUUCAAUGAAAUCGAAAGACUUGUUGCCGAAGUACAAAAUGAGGAUUUUGAUAUGUUCUACGAGCUGUAUUACAAACUCUGGUUGCACAGCGAACAAACAGUUACUAUAUGCACACAAAACCAGCAAGAACAAGCUGCUAAAAUUAUUGGCAUCGACAACUACGGAUACUUAAAGGUACAACUAACUAAUGGUACCAUCGAAACUGUACAGCCGGAUGGCAACAGCUUUGAUAUGUUAAAGGGAUUAAUAGUACCUAAAUACAAUUAGCUAGACAACAUGGUAAUGGAAUUUUCAUAGCAUUGCGAACUUAUUCCUUAAUAAAUAUAUACCUUUACAUAUAUAA